ACGCCCUCAAGAGUUUGCAUUCAGUUAGUUCAUGGUCACGCCGUUGCCCGUUCUGUCCGCUGGAAAGUGUCGCAAAAAUACUCGAAAUUUAGGAUAUAUUGGUGCUGUAAAAUGAGGUCGAUUAGUUCCAGAGGUAAGGGGCGGCACUUACCAGCAAAGAAGGAGACAAAAGGUGCUGAAACACACGAAAGUAUGUCCCGUCAUGUCCGAGUACCCACCGAGCAUGCCGACAACCUCCAGUGUUGGACUCCUCAAGCAUCCACGGCCCUCAAGAUUCUCAUCUCAGCCCGUUUCUGUGCCGCUCUUCUCAGCAACAUCUCUGACUGUGAUGAGACUUUUAACUAUUGGGAGCCUACCCAUUACCUGAUCUAUGGAGAAGGUUUUCAAACCUGGGAAUACUCCCCAGCCUACGCCCUCCGUUCCUACGCAUACAUCUUCCUCCAUGCCUUGCCUGGUAGACUUCACUCCUACCUUCUAGCUGCAAAUAAGAUCUUAGUUUUCUACUUCACACGAUGCCUUCUGGGAUUAACCUGUGCAUUAUGUGAGCUCUAUUUUUAUAGGGGUGUAUGCAAGAAUUUUGGAGCAAGCGUUGGACGUUUGACUCUAUGCUUCUUACUGUUCAGUACAGGAAUGUUCAUAUCAAGUGCUGCUUUCCUACCCAGCAGUUUUUCCAUGUACAUGACCAUGGUAUCCAUGGCAGGAUGGUAUCUCGGCAACUAUCCAGUUGCAAUAAUGAGCACAGCAGUCAGUGCAUUUGUGGGGUGGCCGUUUGCUGGAGCAUUAGGCAUCCCCAUUGCAAUUGACAUCAUCCUUCGGGAGAAGAGAGCUACUCUGUUUAUCAAGUGGUGCUUGCUAGCCUUUGUCUUUGUGUUGCUCCCCUUGGUGUGGAUUGAUUCUCAGAUGUUUGGUAAGCUCGUCAUUGCACCCCUCAACAUCGUCAUGUACAAUGUCUUCACCGAUCAUGGAGCUAAUCUGUAUGGUACAGAGCCAUUCAGUUUCUACUUCAUCAACGGAUUCCUGAAUUUCAAUUUUGCUUUUUUCAUGGCACUGGUUGCGCUUCCCUUUUCGUUUGCAGUCAACUGGUAUGUGAAGGGGCGACCGGUAUCCAGCUCUGAGCCCCUACCCCACUGGCUCACACUCAUGCCCAUGUACAUCUGGAUCCUGGUCUUCUUCGGCCAAGCACACAAGGAGGAGAGGUUUUUGUUUCCCAUCUAUCCAUUCUUCACUCUGGCUGCCGCCAUCACGAUGUCUUCUAUACAGAAAUUGUACCAUCGGAUCUUCACACCGUACCGACUUCAGCACUACACGUGGUCUUCCAACUGGUUAGCCGCCACGGUGGCCAUCCUAUUCAGUGUCUUAUCUCUGUCACGCUCGGCUGCACUCUUCUUUGGUUACCACACCCCUAUGGACCUCUACCCUCUACUCGGUGGUAUAGCAGAAAACAAAGAGAUCCACACGCUACCCUCUGACCGACCCGUCAAUGUCUGCGUGGGCAAGGAGUGGUAUCGCUUCCCUAACAGCUUCUUCCUGCCAGAAAACUGGAGGUUACAGUUCAUCGAGUCAGAGUUCAGAGGUCAACUUCCCAAGCCUUAUGCAUCUGGCAAUGAUGCUACUAAAGUCAUACCUACGGAUAUGAAUGAGUACAACCUGGAGGAGACAUCAAGAUAUCUUGACAUCAACAAGUGCCAUUAUCUAAUUGAUCUGGACCUACCGCAGGGGACAAAACGUGAGCCCCGCUAUGCCCUCCUGGAAGAUGAAUGGGAGGUGAUAGAAAGUAUGCCAUACCUAGACUCACAAAGAUCCCAUCGGUUGCUCAGGGCGUUCUAUGUUCCCUUUGUCUCCUCAAGGCAUGUCUCUUUUGCAAAUUAUGUCAUUCUGAAAACGAAGCGACGGAAAGUAGUCAACAAGAAGAAGCCCAACUUGAAAGAUGUCGCAGAUGAGACAAGAUGAUACAUGUCAUAGGUUGGGAAGACAUACUAUUUUGAUGAAAAAGAAUGUAUUGGGUUUUUAUAAAUUUUAUUGGUUUUUUUUUUAAUUCAAUCUGUCUGUAACCAGGCAGGUUCACAAGGUUGGAUGAUGGCACAUUCCUAUUUUAUUUCUUCAAUGGCUACUGUUUUUCGUAUUACAGUAACACUGAUGUUGCCAGGCAGCAAAUUAUUUUUUCCCUAUUAAAACAACACCGUUUGGAUGGUUGAUGAGUGCCCUCUACAAUACUUUUUAUUAUACGUACGCAGGUAUAUACUGCCAUGGACUUUCGAGCUCUGCGAUGGCUCAGCUUGAUAGUGGCAUGGUUUUAAGAUCGGAGGGUGUGAGUUCGAAACCAAUUUUUUUUUCCAUUUUCAAUUUUGUGUCUUUUGUAAUUUGCGGCUUUUGAGGAUUUUUUUAAAAAUGGAAAUAAUGUCCGAAUUUUGUUAAGAUCGAAUUCAUUUCUUUUUUUCUUUAUAUAUUUUUUCUCUUGUUUUUUUCAUGUUUUCAUGGAGGUCAAUCCCAAAACCUCAUAACGUACUCUGCAUUCGCUUAUGUUGUUUGGGAAAAAAUAUUCGCUGUCAGGCGGGCCAUGGUUUCCCCGUAACCCUUGCAUAAACGCUCAAAUUUAACAUUAAAUCUCUUGAUUGUUUUCUUUUUUUUUAAUCAAUGCUUUUAACCGGACUGACUGCUACAUCGUACGUAAUUUUCCUCACUGUAUCCAUAAGGUAUAAUCUUUAACCCCAUAACCCUACUCGCCCAAUACUGCUGUUCCUGAGCCGGCAAGCAGUGAGCAUUUUGACCAAAUCAUGUAAAAAACAAUUUAAAAUAUAUGUGAUGUAGCCAUCAUUUGUGCAGAGUUUGUGUGUAAUUUGACAAAGCCAUAAAGAAGUAAUGCAUAAGGUUGAUAUAGUCUUGCGGGAAACUUCUGAAAUGAACCUAACAAUUACAAAAAACAUAAAUAACAAAUGUGUGUUAUGUUGUUCUUGUCUCCCCUUUUUUUGUGUGGACAAUAUUUCAACACACCUGACAUGGCACAGAAUCAAUAGGUCACUGGGAAUUUUCCUGAGCAUUAUUUACAGAAAUUUUCAAAACUUAAUAAUUUCAACAACAACAAAACUAGAAAAAGACGGAAAUUGACAUGUACCGGUGUUGCAACAUUGUAUGUACUUCUCUAUAUAACAUGACAAAACAGUGUAUGUCUCUAUGUAACAUGACGAAACCGCAACCUUCAGGCAACUUUGUCGUAAUGUCUUGUGUUUGCUAGGGGCCUCUUGAGUUGCCUUGAGCUGACUAGCUUGCUGGUUCAACCUUGUGUCAACUGCUUGUUGAUUCUGCAGUCAUCUCCCUCACCAACCUCCACCUUUGUUAAUCGGGCCUCUACAUUAGGGGGUGGAGGCGGGGUUUCCCACGAAAGUACCUUGUCCCAUAAAUCGGUGAAGGAGAUGUCCUCCUGUCUUAAACCAUAACUCCUGACAACCUAACUGAUCAAACAGUGAAACACACAUAUAUCAGCUAAUUCAAUAACUGUGACCUUGUGCUCUCCAGCGGCAUAAGUUGCAUGAAGCAAGAGCCUGGUGUCUGCUUCUUCAUGGUUGCAAGUUAAAGUAGGAAUGUCUUCUAUCUUUCCUCUCGUGACCAUCAGUGCCUCUUCUCCAUUUUUGAACUCACCGCCUAGAAGUAGUUUCUGGUUGACUUCCAAUUUUCCUUGCCGAUCUUACAAAGUGCCUCCACAAUGAAGUUGAUUUUGCUGGUGAGGUCUGUGAUGCACUUUGUCCACUGUUCUGGGAUUGGUGCAGCGGCACUGUAUAUCUUCACUUCCAAAGCCGAAGUUGCACUUCUCUUUAAAUGUUCAGCACCUUUAAUGGAUUCUUUUUUGGUACUGAUCAAAAACCAAAUCAACCUGUUUGUAUCCCUCGUUAUGGAGAGGAGCUGUUACAAUACUGUAAUACUUUGAAGCCAACGCUCCGAAAAUUGAUGCACCACCUGUUAUAACCAUCUUUACCAUGGCGUCAAACAAAUACCCAACCGUCAGCCCUCUGUCUGGUACCGGCCUCUUUGCAAUGGACUCAACAUUCUUCUCCAUCUUGGUGAGCGGGACACUUUGGACUGUUGUUCGAAUGCUACCAUCAGGAUGGGCAAGCGAGUAUGGGACAGUUUAUAACUCAAAGAUAAGCAGUUCCUUUAAGUUGAUUUCUCUUGUUUUUGCAUCAACAACAACACGCCCAAACAACUGCUGAUCGCCUGUAACCGAGAUGAGCUUCUCUUUUGCUGUCUUUAUGCUACUUUUCUUUGUCAGUGAUGCGAAUGUCUGAAUCUUGAGUUUCGGUAUGGCAGUCCAGAAGCUGACAUCAUUACUGUUGAAUCUCUUUUAGAUGAAAGCUGUCGUCUGUUCUUGACCAGAUGCAUAGACACUGAGAAGUUGUUGUGAUGUUUCUUUAAGUAAAACCAUUUCUGUAGCUAGUUUAGUGAGUGGCAAAGCUGUUUAACCCUCACUGUCAACUUCCUUGAGGCCAAAAGGAUUAGACAUCAGUCCAGACGUGAAGGCAGAUACCAGCUUGGUGACAUCUUCAUCUUUUUUACGUCCCUUUGGAGACACAAUUUCCUCCUUGUGCGUCCCAACUCAGUCUCUUUCCUAGAGGCCACACAUUUUCUUCAGUGCUGCUGUCAUUGAAGCCCGCUCAUGACAUGUUUGCUGGAAAGACCUGUACUUUCUCCUAGCCACUCGUGCCUGGCGGAACUCCUCAGCAACGACUCGUAGUUCCUUUCGUAGUGCCUUGAAGUUCAUGCCCCUAGGUUGCAUUGGUGCUAGCCGCUGUCGCACUGCAUUAUCGUGGAGCCCGGUCAUAAAUUGUGUCGUGAGAAGGAGAUCUCUAUUUUCGCCCAAAGAUACAUGGCCUCCCUGUCUCUUCUUCACGUUCUCCACAUGCCUUAGGAGAGCCUCCAGAGCGAUUGCAUACUCCCCAGCGGUCUCCUCUGGUCUCUGCUUCCUUGCGAAGAAUAAUGCGAUGGGAGCUGUGGCCGCACUACCUUCCCCGAACUCAUCGAGAAGCUCUGUAAUUGCCUCCUCUGCUGUAACCUCCCCAUGGCUCCCCAGGUUGAGGAUGACAUCUCGUGCCUCAGCUUUCGUGUGUCUAACGACCUCGUGGAACUUUACUUUCUCUGGUUGCGGACCCUUCGCUUCUAGCAGAUACCUCAUAUCACGAGCCCAGUCCUCGACUUUCAGCCCAUGCUUCUUGGAGUACGACCCACUGAACGUUGGUACAUCCCUCAGCUGAUGUGCGGUAUAUGUACAGGGAAGGCGGGCCUUUGGUGGCGUUGUGGCGGGAGUGUGGGCAUCAAGGGGAUCGAAUUCUGCCAGAUGGAGAGGGCUUGGGUAGAUGGUAGGCCCUGCUGGUCUCAGCUGGCUGCUGCUCAUCACUGUUGGGUCACAAUAAAUUUGUCGCUGUCUUAAGCGCAUUAUUUCUUCUUCAGCUUCUUCGUUAUACGACAAAACUUGCGUGAAACUCUUUUACGCAUGGUUUUGAUGGUCACGAGCUUGUUCUCACGUAUGGCCGCAUCCGCACUGCCUUUGUUUUUCCAUAAGUUUAUUUUGAUUUUGCUCUGACGGUCUUUGAUAUCCAGCCACUCGAGUUCACGUCGGGAUGAUUUCUCUGAGAUUUUCACAGGUGACACCUUUCAGACCAAAACAAUACACACAAAAUAUCCUAUUAAAUCACUAGCAAAUAUGCAAUACCAAAAACAUUUAUUUCUUCCUAAGAAAAAGAACCCACAAGUAAUACACCUACAUCAAAAAACACUGCAAGACAAUAAAACUUCAAAUACUUUGUCCACAUUCACAACUACAACUCAACCCACCAAUCGCCCAUGAUCACCAACUCUGAUUUAGCUGGGGAAAAAACACAUGCAUAUCACACACUUGCCAGCUAAAAAUGACUGGAAAAAAAUUCCCCAUCUUUAAACCUUUCUUGAAGCUUAAUUGUCUCCCAGUUCUCUAGAUAUAGGACUUUUAAAUUUGCACAUUUAAAAAGAAAGCUUGCUGUUUUAUACUUAGUACAGCUGGGAAAAAGAAACAUACCUGUACCAAUUUUUUUUUUUGGGGGGGGGUGUUAUCUGGUCUGUAGGUUCUUUUAGAUUUCCACUUCGACCUCAGCAAAACGAGAGAGCUACAAUGAUUGAGCUUCCUCCUUGAAAAACAUCUUUCCCUGGCUUGAACAUUAAGGGAAAGCUAAAUCUUCAUCAGACAAGGCGCCGAUCUGUGCAGUGUAUGGUUUUUUUUAACCCUUUUAAUUCCAAAAAGUAUGAUGCAGUCGGCAGAGAGUAUAUUGAUAGCUAGCCUAUAAUAAGCAGGGGCAGGGAUGUGGCGAGUCAUAAGAUGGAUCACUAUUGAAAUGAAUAUUAUGUUGAAAUUAUGCAAUUGAUUAUUUUGUUCAUAAUAGUUUGUGUCUCUCUGGCCCUGU
Molecule: messenger RNA, 6425 nt
Organism: Patiria miniata (bat star)
Lineage: Eukaryota; Metazoa; Echinodermata; Asteroidea; Valvatida; Asterinidae
Gene: alg9
Product: alpha-1,2-mannosyltransferase ALG9-like
Exons: 17
Coding region: 112-1950 (612 amino acids)
Biological process (GO): protein N-linked glycosylation
Cellular component (GO): endoplasmic reticulum membrane
Molecular function (GO): alpha-1,2-mannosyltransferase activity
Source: RefSeq, a predicted model, not a curated record